UGCUCACACCGUGCGGGGAGGAUCAGGGCAGCUCUCGCAGCGUGCCGUUAAGAGAGGAAGAGCAUGUGCCCAUAGAGAGGCUUCUAACUCUCUUGCGUGCAGCUUUUCAUAGUUUGCAUCUCUUAUCCUUAAAUUGUAGUUUUUGUUGGUGCUGCUUCUCCAAGCUGUCCUGGGGGCGAAAAAUGGUUGAAGGGUGGUAUGAAAGUCCAUUCGCUAAAUAAAUAACAAGUGUAUAGAGUUGCCUUGUACUGCCAAAUGGUCCAUCCAGCCCACCAUUGUCUCCUGUGUCUCGAACAGGUUCUCCCUGAUCUUUACCAGUUUUGAUGCCUAAGAUCUGUUUAACUGGAGAGGCCAGUGACUGAACAUGUGACCCUUUUGUGUACAAAACAGUGUUCUGUGUCUGAGCUGCAGGGUCCAUCCAACAUCUUCCUAAUGCCACAUGUAGAGCUUUUGAAGCCAUGUGGGUGUGAUGGGGCAGUAAGGGUGUAAAGGGUCUUGGAAACUCACAGCGAGAAUAUGAAAAGCAGGUUGUGCUCUAUAGUAUCCGCAAUCAGCUACGGUACCGGAAUAACUUAGUUAAGCAUGUCAAGAAAGAUGAACGCAGAUACUAUGAGGAAUUGUUAAAAUACAGUAGAGAGCAUCUUAUGUUAUACCCAUACCACUUGUCUGACAUCAUGGUGAAAGGCCUGAGGAUAACCCCUUUUUCAUAUUACACAGGAAUAAUGGAGGAUAUAAUGAACAGUGAAAAAAGCUAUGAUUCGUUGCCCAAUUUCACUGCUGCAGACUGCUUGAGACUUCUUGGCAUAGGAAGAAACCAGUACAUCGAUCUAAUGAACCAGUGUAGAUCCUCAAAAAAAUUUUUCAGAAGGAAAACUGCUCGUGAUUUGCUGCCUGUGAAGCCAGUGGAGAUUUCCAUAGAAGCUUGGUGGGUGGUGCAAGCUGGCUACAUUACAGAGGAUGACAUAAAGAUUUGCACUACCUCUGAAAAAACUGCUAUUGAUAAGAUCAUAGAUUCAGGUCCCCAGCUCUCUGGAUCUUUGGACUACAAUGUAGUUCAUAGCUUAUAUAAUAAAGGGUUUAUUUACCUUGAUGUACCCAUAUCAGAUGACAGUUGUAUAGCAGUGCCCCCACUUGAAGGUUUUGUUAUGAACAGAGUACAGGGUGACUAUUUCGAAACUCUGCUCUACAAGAUAUUUGUUUCAAUAGACGAACAGACCAAUGUGGCAGAGCUUGCAAAUGUCCUGGAGAUAGAUUUGUCACUCGUAAAGAAUGCUGUUUCCAUGUACUGCCGGUUGGGGUUUGCCCAUAAAAAGGGCCAAGUAAUAAAUCUGGAUAACCUUCAUUUAUCAUGGAGGAAUGUUCCAUCUAUAAACAGGUUGAAAACUACUUUAGAUCCACAGAAGAUGCUAUUGUCAUGGGACAGUGCGGAAAGCAGGAGUCCUGUACAGGAGGCUGCAUCAUCUGCUACAGAUACUGACACAAACAGUCAAGACGAUCAAGGCGAUACUGCCAGUGUGAGCAGCUUGAGUCUGUCUAGUGGGCACACAAAGCGCAUUGCCUUCUUGUUUGAUUCAACGCUCACUGCCUUUUUAAUGAUGGGGAAUCUCUCACCGAAUUUGAAAAGUCAUGCAGUUACCAUGUUUGAAGUUGGAAAAUUGUCAGAUGAGUCUCUGGAUAGUUUCCUCAUAGAACUUGAAAAGGUUCAAAGCACAGGAGAGGGUGAAGCUCAACGAUACUUUGAUCAUGCACUUACCCUGAGAAACACUAUACUGUUUCUGAGACACAAUAAGGACCUUGUGGCUCAAGUUACGCAGUCUGAACAACCUAAUAAUGGUUUCCCUCUGGAUUUACUGCGCUGUGAAAGUUUGCUUGGCUUGGACCCUGCUACAUGCAGUAGAGUUUUGAAUAAAAACUACAUGCUGCUAGUCUCCAUGGCUCCUCUCACCAAUGAGAUUCGACCCAUCAGCAGUUGUACGCCCCAGCAUAUUGGACCAGCAAUUCCAGAGGUUAGCUCGGUAUGGUUCAAGCUAUAUAUUUACCACAUAACUGGACAAGGGCCUCCAUCCUUGUUACUGUCUAAAGGAACAAGACUUCGAAAACUUCCAGAUAUCUUUCAGGGUUAUGAUCGCUUAUUAAUAACGUCUUGGGGGCAUGACCCAGGCAUUGUCCCAACUUCAAAUGUGCUUACCAUGUUGAAUGAUGCUUUAACUCAUUCUGCAGUUCUGAUUCAGGGUCAUGGUAUGCAUGGUAUGGGGGAGACCAUCCAUAUGCCAUUUCCAUUUGAUGAAACUGAACAGCAAGGAGAUUUUUCUCGGGUCAACAUGGGUGUUCAUAAAGCAUUGCGGGUAUUAAGGGAAAAGAUGGAUUUGCAGCACUUCUGUGGCUAUGUAACCAUGUUGAAUCCAUAUAGUCACUUUGCGAACAGAAAGCUGAGUGAUGCUUCUGAUGGAAAAGGUGAACCUGAGCUGGCACUGAGCUCAGAUGUCAAUGGGAGCACAGAAUCAUUUGAAAUGGUAAUUGAAGAGCCGCCCAUUGAUUCUGCGGCUAAGCAGAGUCCUGAAGUUCCCACAACAGAACUGGAAUGGGUUCCCCUGGAAUUGUGCUUUGGAAUUCCACUCUUUAGCUCUGAAUUAAACAGGAAAAUCUGCCGAAAAAUUGCAAGCCAUGGACUAUGUAGCAGAGAGAGCCUUCAAAAACUGUUACAUUCCAGUAGAAAACUCUCUCUACAAGUCCUUAGCUUUAUCCAUUCAUUCCAGGAAAGCAUUUCAACCAUGGAGUUACUUUCAGAGACCAGUUUUUCUUCUUCAAGUUUACUUUCACAUCCCGCUUGUGCCGACGCAGGUGUCCCCUUCCCUGCAAAGAAUUUAAUGUUCAAGGACGGUGUCUUAUCGGAAUGGCAUGGACGGUCUCCUUCCUCGGUCCUUAUUGCCACCAUGCCACCAGAGCACCUUAAAUAGCUUGUGGGUUCGCUGGGUGUGGUGUUCACAUCUUGCCUUUUUAUUCCUGGUAACCAACUGCAUUCAACUUACAGUGCCAAUCUCUGAGAAGUGUACUGCUGUUGCUGCAGUGUGACUUCUGCAAUGAUAGUGUUACUAAAGUGUGUAGUGUUGCACUUAACUUGGGGAGAUGCAUCCUGUCUCGCCUGUCUGUCCAUUACUGCAUGUCCUGUUGCAACAGAAAGCUUUCUAGCUUAUCAGCCUGUCUCUUUUUAAUCUCAAGACAAUCGGUCUUUCUUUUAUAAAUGAAAGCAUCCUUCAUAGGCUUUCUGAUAGUUGAAUUUCUAUGCGGUCACAACAGAGAUAAUAGCAAUUUUGUAUGUUAGUGAUGCAGACCUUGCUUAAUUUUUUGUAUUAACACACAACAGUUAAACUUUUUUUUGGCAUUAGAAAGGCACAAAAGGUAUUCAAAUAGUGUAGCAAAAAUGUCUCUGCGACUGGUGAUGCUAUCUGAGGGUGGGGUAAUGCUAAGGAGCUGUUGCUGACAUUCUUAGAGAUUAGCUACCCACUAAGAAGGAAGGUUGGGAGAUACUGGCAUCCGUGUAUUGAUGCUAGUUUGUAAAUGGUUUUAAUCUGAUACUUAAGAGCGCCUACAGAUGCCUCAUGGGAAAACUUUUAGAAAUUGGAUUAAUACAGGUGGCCCUCUUUAUUCCCGGGGGUUCCGUUUUUGCCUGUAGCUGUGAGUAUGGAAACCACGAAUAAAGAAACCUUACCCCAUGGGAAUCUAGGGGUUAGGUUCCUAACCAGGAAAUAAAGCCCCAAAAGUGGGAAGCGGGGAGAAAUAAGAAUAGAAAUGCACAGUACCCUGCUCUCCAGGGCUCCAGAAAUGUCCUUGCAGCCCCUGCAAAUCGGCCAAAUAUUUGGUGAAUAUUGGCCAAUGAAAUGUUGCUUUUUAAAGAGAGAGCCUCAAAUUGGCUCCAAAAUGGCAGCCGGAAGUGACACCAGAAGUCACUAUUUCGGCCAACUGCUAAAAGAUGGAUUUUAGCCUAUUUUUGUACUGCAAAUAAAGAAACUGAGUUUCUUUUAAGACCCGUCCACAGAUACGUGAAACCACAGGUGCCGGGACCGUGGACAAUGAAUGCUACCUGUAUUUUAAUCCUUGGUAGAACAGAGCUGUUUGGACAUAUGCCAGGGAUAACUGAUGCUGUCUGUACAUAGGUCUUUGUUGAUAGACUGUGCUUCUUCCACUUGUUUUACUGACACAUUUGCAAUACACCUAAGAACCUGAGGACCUUUUGCUGCUACUGCCUUUUUGUCCAAAGUUAACUGAGAGCCUUCUCUCACAGCCACUUUAGUAUGGAGUAGCCAUACAGAGAUCCUGCAUGUCACAGCUUCUAGCUCACGGCCAGCCAGUUGUGUGAAUCUACCACCACAUGAAGAACGUAGCUAUUGGCUUGCCACUGCAGACAACUACAGUGGUGUCCCAAAAGCUGAACCUCGCACAUGGUGGCAGAGUCGCAUGGACUUUCAAGCACACUUUAUGUGGCUAGUGGGGAAAGUGGUUGUGUGAAUCGGCUCUGAGCUGUAGAAUGUAGAAUAAUUGGUUUGCUGUGGGAAAGCCUGGAUGCACUACACUAAGUAUUCAGUCUGCACAACCUGCGUUCCAUGCUUUGGACACUGUACAGAAACAGUGUUUGGAUUCUUCUAGCCUGUGAUGGAUGCCGUUGUUUAAGAAAGUGGAUGUCCGCAAGGAGAACUUGGUCAGAUUUGUGUUGAAUCUCUAACUUACAUGUAGGAAUAAAUGUAAACUGAAUAAGGUAUCAGAACUGUAAGGAGGCCUGGUAGUCAUUAAACAGUCCACUGGGAAGUUCUCCUAAAUAAGCUCCACGAAAAUAGGUGGGAGUUUUACAAGAACAUGGAUAGUGCUCUUGUGCAACUCCUUCAUUUAGUAGGAAUUUUACAGAACUACCCAGUGGAUUAAGACCGUAGUGGUUUGAGGGUGUUUGGUUGCUUUCAUCAUGAAAAAGUGUUAAUGCAGUUGACUGAUAAUGCCUAAUCCUUUCUAGAUUUUAUCAGAGUUCCCUCCCUAGAAGGGCAGGAGAAAUGCAGUGUUGUAUAACAGUUAGCUUUGUAUAGUUUAUACACACUCUGUACUGUAGUUCUGCUAGUUUUGGGGUCUUCUCGACAGGUGUGAGAUGUAACCACUCAGUUGUAAAACCUUAAGCAUUAGAACAUUUGGUGUUGAAUCAUUGUGAGCUAAAAUGUUUUAUAUCAGGGUUUGGGGCAGGGGGGAAAGGUGAUUUGUUUUGUCUUACUGGAGUAGUUUUUUAAUGCAAAUUAGCUGCCUUUAAUGGUAGGAAUGUUUAGGGGACCAAGAACCCAGAGAGAAUCUAAGUGAUAUUCACAGUAGGAUGCAGUAACAGCAGGUUCCUCCUGUUUAAAAAAACAAACCAGGGUAAGAACAAUGGCUUCUGUUGUGCAUAUUUGAAAAUGAAAGAAAAUGUAUAAAAUUUAUAUUGAAUUCUAGUGGCUAGAAAUUGAUUCUCUCCCCCUUCCCUGUUUCCGUUCUAUUCAUAUGCACCAAAUAUGGAAACAAGUUCCCUUUCAUCAGAAAAGCAAGGAUGAGGACUUGCUUGAGCAUCGGUUCUUAUAGCCAUUUCUUUCCUUCUGUUUCUUUUAUUUCUCACAGUAUCACAGAGCCCCACCUAAUGAAGUGAUCUAUAAUGUGAACAUCAUUACAUGUUAAUAGAAAGGUAUGUGUCUGUCAUCUCAUUGGAGAUACAGUAGCAGUUGCUUCACUGCCUUGUAACAAAGGAAAGGGAGAGGCUUGAGGAUUGUACCUUAAACUAGUUGUAGCUUAAAACAAAUUACUUCAAAGUAGCCUAGGGUUGCCAACUGGUCCUCCUCCUGUGCCUCUGACAGCCACUUUAUGCAGAAAUCGGCCAGUCAAAGCUUCUCACGGCAUGGGGACAGAUGCUUUAUUACCUGCUAAGAUCUGCAUAUUAACCUGCUGCUAAAGGCCACAAGGCCAUAUGGAGAGGUCCCCUGAUCCAUGUGUCAGGCUGUCACAAGAAUAGGGGUCCAUACAAGAUCUGGGAGUCCUAAGUCCUUUCUCUUGAAUCUAAUCUGCUUGCAGAAGCAAUUUCUGUAUUGUUGUUACAGUACUUUCUCCCUACGGGUUUUAUACAAGCAGGAUAGAAACCAAUGAUCUGAGACUUCACACAUGACCCAUCCUGAUGGUAUUCACUAGUCAGGACCAUACUGUGCAUGAUGUGGGAGAUAUAAUCAUGGAUUUCCCACUGGUUUUGCUUUUACUUUUAAAGCAGCCACAGGAGGCUCCAAACCAGAUUGGAGCAGCAGUACAGGGAAGGAGGUAUGCCAUUUUUCUGAUCUAAAUCCAGAGAAUGAUUUUCAACCCUGCCCUGAAUGGCUCUGAUUUUCUCCAGCAGGCCAAGAGCAAUUUUUGAGAGAUACUUCAGGCUAAAAAGUAGUAGAAUGGGGAAGAUUAAACUCACACAUGUCCCUGUUCUGAUCAGAUGCGGAGCCUUUUGCAGAUGUUUUAAAAUAAAAACCAAAGAGAUGACCACAGACCACAUAAUGUGUAGUUUGGCCUUCAGUAAUGGGAAUUUUCAGUGAAGCAGGACUAGAAGACCUUACCGAAAAUCAUGCAUACCAUAAAUAACACUCAUGUAGCCCAGAUGUGGUGGUGGUGGUCUGUUUUGAAUGUCUAUCCUAUGACAUUUGAAAAUCCCCAGAAUUGCAGGGCUUUGCUGCUCCAGCAAUAGGCAGGAAUUCUCAAAAGUUUCAGCUGGAGUCAUCCUUGUUUGUUUUUCAUCAUCCUCCCCCCUGACACACCAUCUUACCCUCCCUUUUUACUGAUCUUGGGAUGCUGCUGUCUAUGCGCCACACAGACCCAGAUGGCAACACUCCAAGGCAGUGUCUCUGCUGCCAACUCAAUCAAAGCUCACUGAAGAGUCCUUAAGUGGAGGGAUGCUUAAAUGGUCAAAAAUUGUAUUACAUUGGUGGAGGGAGGGAACAAGAGAGGCAAAAGACCAUUCCAAGUCUCAUCUAGCUCCAUUCCUUUAAAAAAUCCUCCCCAUAACAGAUACAAAACACUCACUUAGCCCAGGGUUUCUCAAACGGGUCCCCAGAUGAUGUUGGACUACAAUUCCCACUAUCCCCAACCACAGUGGACUGCAGCCCCUCAUCAGCCACAGUGGCCUUUGGCUGGAGAGGUGGGGAGCUGCCGUCAACAUAUCUGGGGGCCCAGCAUGAGAAUCUCUGGCGUAGUAGACCUUCCAACCCCAAUCCUUUCUGCCAUAUUUCAGGUGUGACAUAAAUAUACUGUGAAUAAAGUUGCAACUUGUUUUCAACCAAAACAUUUUUCUUGAUCUGUCAAGCUUAGCCUUUUCUUCUUCUUCUUCUUUUUCUUCUUUUUUUGGUCACUUGUCUCAGAUCAGGUUUGUGUUGUAUUAGGCCUUAACAUUUUGCAGUUGUCUAUAUUUUUCAUAAUUAAAAUGUACUUUUGUUUCUUAAACUGGGGAAUAAAUGAGAUAUCCAGAAACAAUGUUUUUAACUGGACUCUCCUUGAGAGACUUGUGAGUUUUUCAGGACUGUGUUGCUGGGAUUUCCCUUUCGUAUAUGUACAUCACUGUCUUCUCCUUGCCAGCUUCAUAACAGUCUAAUUAUCCCCAGUAGUGCUCUUAUUUUCCUCUGUGUUUCUAACACCACUUGUAUCUUUGGAAGGUUUAAAGCGUGGGAGUCCCAACAACCGUAAAGCAACCCAGUUGCUUUGUUCUCUGUUCUAAUGUUGCUGAUGGUAUACAGUGGAAUGUACAAAAUCUGGUAUUUGAUUAAAUUAUUGGCACAUGUAACAUAAAUGUUUACAAAUAAAACUGUUGCUGGUCAGAA
Molecule: messenger RNA, 7847 nt
Organism: Hemicordylus capensis (graceful crag lizard)
Lineage: Eukaryota; Metazoa; Chordata; Lepidosauria; Squamata; Cordylidae
Gene: FAM91A1
Product: family with sequence similarity 91 member A1
Exons: 24
Coding region: 645-2957 (770 amino acids)
Biological process (GO): intracellular protein transport
Cellular component (GO): trans-Golgi network; cytoplasmic vesicle
Source: RefSeq, a predicted model, not a curated record